Messenger RNA from Thrips palmi, 1235 nucleotides. Its product is annotated as carbonic anhydrase 1-like. Lineage: Eukaryota; Metazoa; Arthropoda; Insecta; Thysanoptera; Thripidae. Gene Ontology annotation, cellular component: cytoplasm. The transcript is spliced from 6 exons. The coding region runs from base 384 to 1235 and encodes 283 amino acids. The record is from RefSeq and is a predicted model, not a curated record. Gene Ontology annotation, molecular function: zinc ion binding; carbonate dehydratase activity.
AGGGUGACCAGGGCGCCGGGCCGGGCGCGGGUCCCGGAGAAGGAGAAGGACAGCAAGUUGACGGUGCAGCGGUGGAAGCCGCGGUGGCAGCCCUGAACGCUGGACUGCCUGGCGGCCUGCAACUGGAGCCGCCGCCACCGCCCUACAAGUUCCAGUACUUCCAGCCAGAGCUGGAGGAGCAGCGCUCCCGCGAACCCGAGCCCGUGUUCUUCAACAGCAUCGCCGUGUCGCCGGCCGUGCUGCACUCCAAGACGUCGCUGACCAGGAUCAAGCCCACCACGCCCUGCCACGGCAAGGCGCUUAAGAUCUACGAGGAGGAGAAGGGGAUUUGGAAGCAGCAGGAGGCCGCGAGGCAAGCCGUCGAGGAGGAGGCCAUCAAGUACAUGGGCCUGCAGGAGGACGAGUGGAACGACAUCGCGAUCAGUGCGGCCCAGCGCAAGAGGGACGCCCGACCCGCAGACGCCGAGAUAUCGGGGGUGGGCUGGCCCUUCGACGAGUUCCAGUCCGAGAACUCGGACAUUCCUCUGCUGUCGCCCAUCGACGUCAACCUGCAGGCCCUGGCCGACGUGAAGCUCAACCCCCUCGUCUUCGACGGCCACUUCACGGCCGAGGCCCUGACCAAGAUAGCCAACACGGGUGAAACCGUGGAGGUGCGCCUGAUCAACCCCGAGCUGACCCCCACGCUGUACGGCGGCCCGCUGCACGACGAGUACAUCUUCGACUCGAUGCACUUCCACUGGAGCUCGGGCUCCUCGCCCGACUGCCUGGGCAGCGUGCACAAGGUGGGCGGCCAGCGGUUCUGCAUGGAGGUGCACAUGCUGCACUACCGCGCCAUCCACGGCAACAAGAGCGAGGCCCUCAAGCACCAGGGCGGGCUGUGCGCCGUCGCCUUCAUGCUGCACCUGACGAACAUCGAGAACCCCUUCCUCGCGCGGCUGGCGCGCGACCUGGCCAAGAUCGAGGUCCCCUUCUCGUGCACGCCGCUCGAGCACAACGCCAUGCUGUGCUGCGCCGAGGCGGCCGCGCCCUUCGGCUACGUCACGUACCCCGGCACGCUGGUGGGCCGCGAGGACAACCUGAACGUGGUGUGGAUCGUGUACCCGUCGCCCAUCGGCAUCUGCUGCACGAACACCGCGCCGUUCCAGAAGCUGCGCGCCGGGGUGGAGGACAUGCCCAGCGGCCUGCUCACGACGCACGAGCUCGCCGACAGGCCCGUCCUGCGCGCGGUGCCCUAG